AUGCCAGAUCCCUACGUGCCAGAACCAGACGUCUACCACAGCCUGCCCCUGCGCGAUGAUGCCGUGCACGACAAACGCCAGCCGCAGUUCUCCCAUCGACGGGUGGACACGCAUACACGUUCAGAGAGCGACGACGAGCGCUCCAAGGACGAGAUCCGUGCGCCCGUGAUCCGUAAAGUCACGCCUGGCGUGGAGACCUUGGCCGCGGACGUCUCGUGCCUGGCGGUGCCUUUGGGCCUACUCGGAUUCGCCAUUGCGGUGCUGUGCCAUGAUGGACGAGAGGCAACGCCAGAAGCCAUUGCGAAAUGGGUCAACGUAGCUUCCAUUGUACAUCAGCUGUCGACCCUUUUCCCAGUCAUGUUCGCGGCCAUCGUGGGCAGACUGAUGGUCCAGGUCGCUCGCUAUCGCCUCGAGCAGGGCAGCACCCUGGGCACCCUGGAGCAGCUCCUCGGCAGUCGCACCGUAGGCGGCGCCGUCUUGUCGCCCUUUCAUCUGAAGGGCGUCAACCUGCUGGCCGUAGGACUGCUGCUGCUCUGGGUCUUUUCGCCGCUGGGGGCGCAGUCCAUCCUCCGCAUGCUGCUCCCCCAGCUGAGCUCACGCGUCCAGGACAGUGGCGUGCAGUACUUUGACACGCGGGCCAAGAGUCUUCUCAGCGAUUACACAGCGUCGUCCGCAGGCUCGGCCAUCAGCUCGCAGGUUGCCAUUGACCUGUUUGGCACCAUCUACACCUCCCUGCUACUUGCGCCAAGCGUUGUCAAAAACGACACGAUGGAUCUCUGGGGCAACGUCAAGAUUCCCCUGCUCCCUGCGUCAUCGUCGUCGGCUUCUUCUUCCUGGCGGGAACUGAAACAGGGCGACAUUCCACGGUACUCCGCGAUGGUGGGUAUCCCGCUGUUAAACGUCAGCGAGGGCAACACGUCUUUCACCCUCGAGUCGAGCUACAUAUCUCUCGACUGCGAGGACUUGAGAACCCAUACGGAAAACGAGACCCUGGAAGAGGUCAACUCCACCGUGAUCCAAAUGUGGGUGUACUAUCCGUACAACACCAUCCCGAACGGCACUUUCCAGGGGUACCCCACGAGUCGCAACAUCUCCGGCAAACUCGAGUCGGCGCCGUGGUCACUGUCGGUCGAUCGGUUCGUCGACUCUGGUUGGGCCAACGGAUCGUGGAUUCGCAGAGACACUGUCCCAGAGGACGAAGAGUGGGCGUAUAUGGAGCGAGUUCAGGAUUCUCCCGCCUUCAUGUUCGAGCACGACGAGGACGUUGACUUUGGGCCAGUAAGACUCUACUUUCAAGCCGCGCUCUCUAACCAGGCACUCCUCCACGAAGACGCCGUGUUUUCCUACUGCGAUAUCGAGCAACGCUACGUCGAGUCCCGCGUCAUCUGCGAACGGCCGCCAUCCAAUAACCGUCCCUCGUGUCGGGUCAAUGCCCAGCGGGACUCCCAAAAGGCCCAUCCGCCGUCGACCAUCACGCCGCUGUCGUUCCCGCAAAUCCUGCAGGCUUUUUCCAAGAACAUGCCCCUCGCCACGGGGCCGAACGCGGGCGACAUAUCCAACGCCGACAUCACACUGCAGUACAUGGCCGAUCCCGCCCUCCGCAACCUCACCCUCCCCGGGCCGGGCGACGCCGUCAGGCUGCAGGACACGCAGCGGGCGGACUUUUCGCAGCGCUUCACAGAGGUGCUCAACUCGUAUCUGCACGUCACGCAAAUGUUCACCAACGCCCUGGGCAACGAGGACCCAGAUGGCAGACGACUGAGCAGCAAUGUCACCGCGCCCGCCAAGGUUGAGACCCUCGUGCUGGAGUACCACGUCCGCAAGGAAUGGGCCGCCCUGUGUAUCUUGGCGUGCUGCGUCUUGCUCGCGGCGGGUGUCGCGGGCGUGGUCUACGCACACGUUUCCGUGGGACCGGAGAUUCUGGGCUUUGCGUCGACCGUGGUGCGCGACUCCAAGUUGGUGGAUAUGCCCGUGGGUGCGGGAGCCAGGGACGGACUGGAAUUGACGGUCGAGAUGAAGCAGAGAAGGAUACGGUAUGGUCUGACGAGGAGGGAUGGCGAUUUGGAGCCCCUCUUGGGGGUUGGCGAGGAGGAUGGGACGGUGAGGAUUGGUGAUUUGGUACGUGGGACGUGA
Messenger RNA from Emericellopsis atlantica, 2133 nucleotides. RefSeq lists its product as uncharacterized. Bases 1 to 2133 code for a protein of 710 amino acids. The record is from RefSeq and is a predicted model, not a curated record. The transcript has 2 exons. Lineage: Eukaryota; Fungi; Ascomycota; Sordariomycetes; Hypocreales; Bionectriaceae.